GAAAACUUGAGAAGGAGAUGGCUGAAACUGCUUUUUUGGAUAUUCUAUUUAAAGAGUUGGACCUGCUACUUGAGGGGUAUGAUUGUUUGAAGAGUUGGAGCUCCCACAAUGAGCUGAGACUCAUGAGGACCAUCAUCAAGAAACUGGCUGCCAAACACAAUGACCAUAGUGAAGUGAAAGUUCUGGGGAUCAAAAAACAUGCCAAUAUCGUCAAAUUAUUGGGCUUCAUCACUAAUGAUACCAAGGCAAUACUCAUCCGUGUCAUACAAUAUCUUAAGGCUCUCGUUACAGCUGCGCAAGUGCAAGAAUUUGGCGGUCGGGAUACCCCAAUAGUUGAGGAAAAAGCUAUGGUGCGCUUGGAAUUGGGAAACUGUUCUCAUAUUGGCAAUUCAUCGAGAGCGGAUGACUUCAUGAUAGAGGAAGAAACCAAGGUGCCAGUGGAGCCACUUGUUGAGGGACAAAAGAAUCCACAAGUGUCAUCGAUUGUUGGCAUGCCUGGAAUUAGUUCAGGGUUUCUGCCAAAACUUGUGGAAGAGACGCUGGCUGAAAGUUACUUGGAUAUACUAUUGUGGACAUUAGACGAGCUACGUGUUUUGAUUUCUGAUCAGCAGUACCAGAUCCAACCUCUGUACAAAGAGCUGAAACUCCUGAUGACUUUUGUAAAGGGAUUGGCUGAGAAACACUUUGAGUAUAAUGAAGUGAAAACUGUGGUGAAAAACAUUUAUGAUGUCAAAGACAAGGCAAGCGAUGUCAUCACAUCAUUUGUACCGGGAGUAUAUGAUUCAAGGGAAAAGCUCAUAUGUGUCAAAGAUGUUAUCUCACAUUCAGAAGAUGUCUGUGAUGUGAGGAAAAAACUUAUGACUCUCAUAGAAGAUCUUAAAGCUUUCAAGGAAGAGGCGCUUCAAAUUUGUAUCGAGACGUAUGGUAUCAAAUUCCAGCAAGUGCCACAAUCUGGUGAAUGUUCAUCAAGAGCAGAUCCACUAGUGGCAGAGGAAACAACUGUGGUGAACUUGCAUUUUGGAAGGUCUUGUAGUGUUGGAAAUUCAGAGAGAUCAUACCCCAUAAUGAUAGAGGAAGAAAUGGUGGUAGGCUUUGAUGAGGAGAUGGUAGGAAUAGUGGAGCGGCUUACUGAAGGACAAAAGCAGUUACAAGUAGUGUCCAUUGUCGGUAUGGCUGGAAUUGGUGGCCAGGUGGAGAUCGUAUAUGUUGUGUCUUUGACAAUCAACUACCAGCAGCUUUAUACAGGCUCAUGGUGGAUCAUUAAUUUUCUUCAAAAUAAUGCCAGAAAAGAAGUUGCUGCAGAGGCAGAUGGUUGUCAAUCCCAUUUGAUUGCUCCUGGAAAAGGAUACAAAAGACAAAUUGAAAGUCGUCAUUCCCUUUUGAUUGCUUUUUACGGGCACAGCAAAAGAUUCUGGUUUAAGGUCCCGACCGAAGCUUUUAUACUGCAAUAUUCUCAGUCAUUACUUGAUAUGCAGUACGUUGGAUUUUAG
Ilex paraguariensis (yerba mate) is the source of this 1490-nucleotide messenger RNA. NCBI's taxonomy places the organism in Eukaryota, Viridiplantae, Streptophyta, Magnoliopsida, Aquifoliales, Aquifoliaceae. The record is from the annotation of a GenBank genome assembly.